Messenger RNA from Oryzias latipes (Japanese medaka), 1085 nucleotides. Its product is annotated as glutathione S-transferase Mu 3. Gene Ontology annotation, molecular function: glutathione transferase activity. Gene Ontology annotation, biological process: glutathione metabolic process. The record is from RefSeq and is a predicted model, not a curated record. Lineage: Eukaryota; Metazoa; Chordata; Actinopteri; Beloniformes; Adrianichthyidae.
UCGUUGGGUUGUGAGAGACCCGCCCCUUCAUCCCGCCCACCUCCUCCGCCUGACCCGCCGUCUACAAAAGACCCCAUCUUUGCACUUCUCUGCAGCUCAGACAAGCCUUUUUACCUUAUAAAAGCUACAUCUGCAGCGUUCGGCGCAAAUAAAUACAUCAAAAUGGCAAUGACUCUGGCUUACUGGGAUAUCCGCGGGCUUGCUCAGCCGAUCCGCCUCCUGCUGGAGUACACUGGAACCAGCUACGAGGACAAGUUUUAUGUCUGUGGUGAAGCUCCCAACUAUGACAAGAGCUGCUGGUUUGAUAUCAAAGAAAAGCUUGGAAUGGACUUCCCUAAUCUUCCCUACUUGUUGGAUGGAGACAGGAAGAUUGUUCAGAGCAAUGCAAUCAUGAGAUACAUUGCUCGUAAACACAACCUGUGUGGAGAAACAGAAGAUGAGAAGGUUCGUGUGGACAUAAUUGAAAACCAGGCCAUGGACUUUAGGAACGGCUUCGUCAGGAUGUGUUACACAGACUUGGAUAAAAUGAAGCCAGGGUACCUGAAGUCACUGCCUGAGGUUUUGAAGCAAUUCUCCGAUUUCUUGGGAGACAGGGAUUGGUUUGCAGGUGAAAAGAUCACCUUUGUGGAUUUCUUAAUGUACGAACUGCUGGACCAGCACAGAAUGUUCCAUCCUUCCUGCCUCGAUGACUUCAAGAACCUGAAAGACUUUCUGGACCGUUUUGAGGCUCUGGAGAAGAUUUCUGCCUACAUGAAGUCUGACAGAUUCAUGAAGACUCCCGUCAAUAACAAGAUGGCCAAAUGGGGGAACAAGAAGGAGUAAAGAAUAAAUAACCUUCUAAUGCCUUCAAGAAGCAGUCCUUUCUAGAUCACAGGUGUGUUAGGCAAAUUUGAGAAAACUAAGGUGAAGUGAGUCUUUAUGAACAGCUACCAGAUUCCUUAUGUUGACAGUAAAGAAAUGAAAGGAAAGCUAACAUUUUGUCUCAGGAUUUAAAAACAGAUAAUAGACUUUGUACUUAAAAGCAGCACCUUUAAUUGUAGUUAAAGGCAUUGUUACAUUUUCUGAAUAAAGACAAAUUUUCAUAA